Trichobilharzia szidati is the source of this 1180-nucleotide messenger RNA. The record is from the annotation of a GenBank genome assembly. NCBI's taxonomy places the organism in Eukaryota, Metazoa, Platyhelminthes, Trematoda, Strigeidida, Schistosomatidae.
AUGGUUAAGGAUAAGAAUAAGCCUAAAGGUCCUAUGUCAGCGUAUGCUUGCUUUGUUCAAGUCAUCCGAGAAGAGCACAAAAAGAAGCAUCCUGGUGAACAGAUUGUAUUUCGUGAUUUUUCAAAGAAAUGUGCAGAACGCUGGAAUCUUAUGACACCAAAAGAGAAAAAACGCUUUGAAGAUUUAGCUGCUAUGGAUAGAGAAAGAUUUAACCGAGAAAUGAAUGAUUAUAUCCCACCAGAUGGUAUGAAGAAAGGCAAGAAGAGGAAAGGUCCAAAAGAUCCAUCAGUUCCUACACGAGCUUGGUCUGCUUUCUUUUUCUUCUGUGAUGAAUUCCGUUCAAAAGUCAGAGAGAGUAAUCCUGAUUGGAAAGUUGCUGAUGUCGCUAAAGAACUUGGUCGUCAAUGGGAAAGUUGUCAAGAUAAAGCUAAAUAUGAACUUCUAGCACAGAAAGAUAAACAACGUUAUGAAGAGGAUAUGAUAAAAUAUCGAGCAGGGACAUAUGUACCAAAAAAGAGGGUUGCAGGAUCAGUUUCAAACUCCACGUCAGUUGGUGCUUCGGAAUCUCAGAAUCCAGAUUGUAGUACAGUGACAAGUGGGGGUGGUGGUGGUGGUGCCGGUGAUGAGAAUGGUGCAGAACUUGAAGAUGAAGAGGACGGAGAGGCUGAUGAAGGAGAAGAAGAGUGAACAGUUUUAGACAAACAGUGAACAACAGAAUAGUUGACUUUAUGUUUUGUUUGUUUUUUCUCUCUUUCUUUGUUGAGUUCUUGACAUAUUGUUUUGAUAACUCAGUUGUACAGGUUUUAUUGCAUUUAAAAAUGUUCUAACUCCCCGAAGCGACAACAACACCAACCACUUCGAUGAGACCCAUAACAACAACGUUUCAGUUCCUUCCUAUACUUUGUAUACAUUCGAUUUGUUUUGUUUUUUGUUUUUCUCUUGUUAUUAUUACUAUUUUUGUGUCAUAUAUAUAUAUAUAUAUAUAAACACACUGAUUGUGAAUGUACAUCAACAAACAGUUGUGUUCUGAAUUACUCUCGUAUUAUGUAAUGUGAGAUUCUAAUACCUAUGUCUUAUAUCUAUUAUGGUUACUAUUACUACUACUACUACCAGUGUUAUUGUUCAUUUCUUGAUUGUUAAGUUAUAUUGUAAGUUUGAAAAUGUUACUGUUACUAAACAG